CCCAAGCAGCUGGAUUGCCCUGGGCUGCAGUUUUCCAAUGGCUGCCACAAUUUUGACCGGCUUUCCUCUGUUGUGUGUGUGUCUCCUGCUGACAUCUGGCUUUGCUGAGGCAGGCAAGCUGCUGGUAGUACCCAUGGAUGGGAGCCACUGGUUUACCAUGCGUUUGGUUGUGGAGCAACUCAUCCAAAGAGGGCAUGAGGUGGUUUUAAUCAUACCAGAGGUGAGUUGGCAACUGGGAAAAUCCUCCAAUUUUACGGUGAAGAUUUAUUCCACAACUUACAAUCUGGAGGAGUUGAAUCAGAUGUUCAAGACUUUCUCUUAUUCUCAGUGGAAAACUCCGCAGCGAAGCUCACUUUUUUUCGUCUUAAGUUCAUUAAAAGACAGUCUUCAACACCUUUUUUUACAUUGUAAGAAUUUGUUUAGUGAUCCAAAAUUAGUAGAAUACAUAAAGGAGAGUUCUUUUGAUGCAGUGUUUCUGGAUCCUUUUGAUGUGUGUGGCUUAAUUGUAGCCAAGUAUUUUUCACUCCCAUCUGUGGGCUUCACAAGGAGAUUGUAUUGCCAUUAUCUUGAAGAAGCCACACAGUGCCCCAGUUCUCCUUCUUAUGUUCCUAGACCUUUCUCCAUAUUGUCAGAUGUCAUGAGUUUCAGAGAGAGAGUGAGGAAUCAUAUCUUCCACCUGGAGGAACAUUUAUAUUGCCACUAUUUUUUAAAAACUGCUUUGGAAGUUGCAUCUGAGAUUCUCCAAAAGGCUGUCACACCUUAUGAUCUCUACAGCCAUAUGUCGAUUUGUCUGUUAAGAACUGACUUUGUUUUUGACUAUCCCAAACCUGUGAUGCCCAACAUGGUCUUCAUUGGAGGCAUCAACUGCCAGGAGGGAAAGCCAUUGCCAAAGGUAAGUUACCUCUUUUUUGCCUAG
Nyctereutes procyonoides (raccoon dog) is the source of this 916-nucleotide messenger RNA. Its product is annotated as UDP-glucuronosyltransferase 1A9-like. Lineage: Eukaryota; Metazoa; Chordata; Mammalia; Carnivora; Canidae. The transcript has a single exon. Bases 38 to 916 code for a protein of 292 amino acids. Gene Ontology annotation, molecular function: UDP-glycosyltransferase activity. The record is from RefSeq and is a predicted model, not a curated record.